Molecule: messenger RNA, 642 nt
Organism: Drosophila miranda
Lineage: Eukaryota; Metazoa; Arthropoda; Insecta; Diptera; Drosophilidae
Exons: 3
Coding region: 16-543 (175 amino acids)
Source: RefSeq, a predicted model, not a curated record
UCCUUUGAAUGUACAAUGAUGUGGUACAAGGGUGUGAGCUUCACCAGCGAAGCGUGCGCUCUCAUCUACCUGGUGGACACAGCCGGGACGCGCACCACAACCGACACUUUCACCGAUCUGACCAAGGACUACACCCUGGCAGUGUUCUAUGACGACUCGCGCCAUGGUCCCUCUUAUAUGGCUGAAGCCCAUGACGUGAUUGCCAAUUCAGCUUACACCUGUACCGAGGAUGGCACUGAGAUCUAUGACAUAAACGGAUUUCGCAUCACCCAGGCAGCCGAUGGCCUGGUGAAGGUCACUCGUGUGGACAACAAGUGCUUGAUUCGCACCAGUCCCGGCAAUGGAUCGGCCACUUUGACCACACCUGGCAUCCAUUGCACUGCCUCUCUGGGCAAGACCUCGCAUCUGUUUGUUCGUCGCAAUGAGAAGCGCAUGCACUUCGAUGGAUCCUGUUUCAUUGUACGCAACGCCGGACACUCCGCCGGCUUCAAUGAGAACAACCUGCUCAUUGUCUACUGCGCGGCGUUCGUAGUCCGGACAUAGAAACGGCGCAGUGGUAGCCCAUCCCACACGCACACACUCACACAUGUCAACACAUUUCACCUGGAACACAUACAUAGACACCUACAGCAGCACACUUGA